UGCUCCUCGGGCCGCGAGGCUGGUCUAGUCGCUCAGCGGCCGGCGCGGCGCGCAGGUUGGAGCGGCGUCUGGAGAAUGCUUGUCACCAUACUGGAUGGACUGCUGAAAUAUUGAAUUACUUCCAUCUUUUGACCACACUAGGAAAUUGUCCAUGGAGUUGAAAUAUUUAUUGCAGUAAUUUCUGGCCUUACAUAAUCGAGAAUUCUCUUAAUCUGCGAAUGUAUAAGAGUGCAGAAAAGACUUUUGUAGGAUGAAAUAUGAGCAAGCUAUUUGACUCUGAAGAAGAAAAAUGAAAAUGUAUUACCCUUCAGAUUAAAUCAAUAAAGGUUGAAUGCGUUUGGUAACUUGAUGCAUAAAAUUUGCAUGACUCCUCACUCCUUUCUGGAUCUGUCAUUGGAUUUAAGCCAACAUGGCUCACAUCACAAAGGUUAAUGGCUGUGCCUCAGGAAAAACAGAUGAUGUUCUAAAUGGGGGCCACGACAAGGAACAGAAAGAUCCUUAUUUUGUGGAGACACCUUAUGGUUAUCAAUUAGACUUAGAUUUCCUCAAAUACGUGGAUGACAUACAGAAAGGGAACACCAUUAAGAAGUUGAACAUCCAGAAGAAGAGGAAGCCAUCUGCGCCAUGCCCAGAAACCAGGGCCACAGCUGGCCAGCAAGGUGUGUGGACUUCCACUGAAUCCCUCUCAUCCUCCAACAGCGAUGACAGGCAGUGCCCCAACUUCCUCCUAGCCAGAAGCCAAGUUACAUCAACUCCAAUCCAAAGGCCACCUGCCCCUCUGGAGACCUCACCUACUUUUCUUACUGUUCCAGAAAGUCGCCAGCUACCACCACCCUCACCCCAACUCCCAAAGCAUAACCCUCAUGUCACCAAGACACUGAUGGAAACCCGGAGAAGACUGGAACAGGAGAGAGUCACCAUGCAGAUGACACCGUGUGAGUUCCGAAGGCCCAGACUGGCUAGUUUUGGAGGCAUGGGCUCCACAAGCUCUCUCUCCUCCUUUAUGAGUUCUGGAAACCAAAUUCCUGCCAUGCACCAGCUCCAGAAUGGAUACCAAGGCAAUGGGGAUUACAGUGGCUGUGCCCCAGCUGCUGCCACCACUUCCUCCAUGGGCAGCUCCAUCCGCCACAGUCCCCUGAGCUCAGGAAUCUCCACUCCAGUGACAAACGUGAGCCCCAUGCAUCUGCAGCACAUCCGAGAGCAGAUGGCCAUCGCCCUGAAACGACUGAAGGAGCUUGAGGAGCAGGUGCGAACCAUCCCUGUGCUCCAGGUAAAGAUCUCUGUCUUGCAAGAGGAGAAAAGGCAGUUGGCCUCGCAGCUGAAAAAUCAAAGGGCUGCAUCCCAGAACGAUGUCUAUGGUGUGAGGAAAAGGUCCUACAGUGCUGGGAAUGCAUCCCAGUUGGAACAGCUCUCCAGGGUCCGGAGAAGUGGUGGGGAGUUAUACAUUGACUAUGAGGAAGAAGAGAUGGAGAGCGUAGAGGAGAGCACACAGAGGAUAAAGGAGUUCCGGCAGCUCACAGCAGACAUGCAGGCCCUGGAGCAGAAGAUCCAAGACAGCAGCUAUGAGGCUGCCCCAGAACUCAGGGAGAAUGGGGACUGCCGGCCUCCAGAGUGUUGUUCUGUGGCUGUGGGUGGUGAUGAGACUAUGGAUGACAUUGUUGUAUACCACAGGGCUUCCAAGUCCUGUAAGGACGCUGCUGUGGGGACAGUCAUUGAGAUGAGGAAUUCUGGGGUCAGCGUGACAGAGGCCAUGCUUGGAGUGACUACUGAAGCUGACAAAGAAAUUGAACUGCAACAGCAAACCAUAGAAGCCUUAAAAGAAAAAAUCUAUCGCCUGGAAGUACAGCUUAAAGAAACCACCCAUGACCGGGAGAUGACUAAACUCAAACAAGAGCUGCAGGCUGCUGGAUCCAGGAAAAAAGUUGACAAAGCCAUCAUGGCCCAGCCGCUUGUUUUCAGCAAGAUGGUGGAGGCGGUGGUGCACACGAGAGACCAGAUGGCCGGCAAUCAUGUGGACGUGGCUGACACCUGUGUCGGAACCUCCGUGCAGACAAAUAGCAUCGGCAUCUCCUGCCGGCCCAAUUGUCAUCAUAAAGUCGUGGGGCCCGAGCUGCCCAUGAAUUGGUGGAUUGUUAAGGAAAGGGUAGAAAUGCAUGACCGAUGUACUGGGAGGUCUAUGGAGACAUGUGACAAGCAAGUGGGUGUGGAAAUAAGUGUCUGUGAAACAGGCAGCAACACAGAGGAGUCUGUGAAUGACCUCACACUCCUCAAGACCAACCUGAAUCUCAAAGAAGUGCGAUCAAUCGGUUGUGGAGAUUGUUCUGUGGAUGUGACGGUCUGCUCUCCAAAAGAGUACAUCUCCCGGAGUGUGAACACAGAUGCUGCCGGCCAGGUAGAAGCUGCUGUCAUGGCCGUACCUCAUACCAAGAGCCAGCACACCAGUACAGUUUUGGAACAGGUGAACCAAUUCACCAACACUGAGAUGGCUACCCUAAUAGAAUCCUGCACCAAUACUUCCCUAAACACUUCAGACAAGCAGACCAGCACCCAGACUGUGGAGAUGCGAACAGUGGCUAUAGGAGAAGGCCGAGUCAAGGAUGUCAACUCCUCUGUCAAAACUCGGUCCAUUGGGGUUGGAACUGUGCUCUCUGGCAAUUCUGAAUUUGACAGGCCAUCAGCUGUGAAGACCAAAGAGUCAAGUGUGGGGCAGAUCAAUAUUAAUGACAACUAUCUGGUUGGUCUCAAGAUGAGGACCAUAGCUUGUGGGCCUCCCCAGUUGACUGUGGGGCUGACAGCCAGCAGGAGGAGCAUAGGUGUUGGGGAUGACCCAGUAGGAGAGCUGUUGGAGAGCCCCCAGCCCCAGCCCACUUCUGGAAUGAUGGCAGGCUUAGAUCACUACAUUGAACGUGUCCAGAAGCUGCUAGCAGAACAGCAAACACUGCUGGCUGAGAACUAUAGCGAACUGGCAGAAGCGUUUGGGGAACCUCACUCACAGAUUGGCUCCCUCAACUCACAGCUCAUCAGCACCCUAACAUCCAUCAACUCAGUCAUGAAGUCUGCAAGCACCGAAGAGCUGCGGAACCCUGACUUCCAGAAAAUGAAUCUGGGUAAAUUCACAGGCAGUAAUUUGGAAUGUACUUGUAAGUGCGGAGGUCUUCAGUCAGGAAGACCAUUAAGCGCCCAGACAUCCCAGCACGCACCAGAGGUGGGGGCCACAGAAGGGAGGCCCAUCUGCAGCCAGGAUUCCCUCCCAUCUCAGGAAAGCACGGUGACACCAGUGAACCUGACCGACGACCAGAUAGCCUCUGGCCUCUAUGUAUGUACAAAUAAUGAAAGUACACUGAAGUCCAUCAUGAAGAAGAAAGAUGGUAACAAAGAUGCAAAUGGAGCAAAAAAGAAUCUUCAGUUUGUUGGCAUUAAUGGAGGGUAUGAAACUACUUCAAGUGAUGAUUCCAGCUCAGAUGAAAGUUCUUCUUCCGAGUCAGAUGACGAGUGUGAUGUCACUGAGUAUCCUCCUGAGGAAGAGGAGGAGGAAAAGGAUGAAGAAAUGGCAGAAGGGCACCUUGCAGUUAAUACUGAAAGUGUCAAGUCCUCCAAGGUGGAAGAUGAAAUGCAGGUUCAAGAAUGUGAACCUGAGAAGGUGGAAAUCAGAGAGAGGUAUGAAUUAAGUGAGAAGAUGCUGUCUGCAUGCAACUUACUGAAAAAUAAUAUAAAUGACCCCAAAGCUUUGACCAGCAAAGAUAUGAGGUUCUGUCUGAACACCCUCCAGCAUGAGUGGUUCCGCGUGUCCAGUCAGAAGUCAGCCGUGCCAGCCAUGGUUGGGGACUACAUCGCUGCUUUUGAGGCCAUCUCCCCCGAUGUGCUCCGUCACAUCAUCAACAUGGCUGAUGGCAAUGGCAACACGGCCCUUCACUACAGCGUGUCCCAUUCCAACUUUGAGAUUGUGAAGCUGCUCUUGGAUGCUGACGUGUGUAACGUAGAUCACCAGAACAAGGCAGGGUAUACCCCCAUCAUGCUGGCUGCCCUGGCCGCCGUGGAAGCAGAGAAGGACAUGCGUGUUGUGGAGGAACUCUUUGGCUGCGGGGAUGUGAACGCCAAAGCCAGCCAGGCAGGACAGACGGCCCUCAUGUUGGCGGUCAGUCAUGGACGCAUAGAUAUGGUGAAGGGCCUGCUGGCCUGUGGGGCUGAUGUCAACAUCCAGGAUGAUGAGGGCUCCACCGCCCUGAUGUGUGCCAGCGAGCAUGGGCACGUGGAGAUCGUCAAGCUGCUACUGGCCCAGCCGGGCUGCAACGGCCACCUGGAGGACAAUGAUGGCAGCACCGCACUCUCGAUAGCCCUGGAAGCAGGACACAAGGACAUCGCCGUUCUUCUGUAUGCCCACGUCAACUUCGCAAAAGCCCAAUCUCCGGGCACCCCUAGGCUUGGAAGGAAGACAUCUCCUGGUCCCACCCACCGAGGUUCCUUUGAUUGAUUGUGUGCAAAUAGCCAUCCAUUUACAUGCCACCAUUAAGCUGCUAAUUGUUCUGUUGGGGUGACAGAUACUGAAUGUAUUGUACCAGAGCUUACCAGCAAACAGAAGGCAUAAAGCCGAGGGCAGAAGGCUGAAGCUUUCACAGUUGAAGCUGAGCCAUCAGGAGAUUGCCAGCUAGGCACUUGCCACCUCUUUUCUGGCCAUCUUCCCUCUGUAUGGGGCACAUUUGCCCCAGUGUCUCUGUUGCUGUUGAGUCUCUGCUCCGUUAUGUACAGUUGUAGGAAAUUGUAACCCGACCUGGGCAGGCAACUUCUAUUUCUUAUCCACCUCCCCUCCCCGCCCACCACCACUGCAAGAAGUGUCAGGUUCUCAAAGGCAUGGUGUUUUUAAUUUCUUCCAUUAGUAUUUAUAUUUGCUAAAUGUGGAACCAUUGGAAAGCUCUUUGAAAAUUCCAUUCCAGGAUGGUUUUGUUGAUUUUUCUUUUGUCUUUAUUAUUUUAAAGAGUAAGAAAGUUGAGAUGACUUUGAUCAUCAGCAACUUGGGACUGGGCUGGUAGGUUUCUGGUUUAAAAAUAGAAGAUGAAAAAUGGAACUCUCAGAAAGUAUAAAACAUUAAAAAAAGAAAUAUGUUCAGUUGGUUCUAUCUAAAUGGAUGUAUUAUAUGACUUUAUAUAAAAGGUAUCUAUAAAAUUGACACAGUGUUUUCAACUUUUAUAUUCCUUGGUAAUUAUAAACAUGAAGAAUUACAUGUAACAUUACCAUAUUUUUAUUAAUAAUUGCACACUCUGUACCUAGUGAUAAAGGUUGGAUUGUAUUAGAGGAACUGGCUUUAAUUUGCCUCUAGAAAAACAUAAUGUAGUUCUUUCCAUAUUUAUGGAUUCCUUUAUAUCAUGCCACAUUUACUUUGGCUUAUGUGUAUUUAAAUGUUUGAAGUGCCUUAGACUCUUGCCAUAUUUUCAAAAUAAAAUUUCAUUAAGCUGUUUUGCUUGUCCCUGCUUCAUCUCUGACAGCUGUCUGCCCGAUCCUAUUGACUUACAGCAGCAGCAGCAAAGGCUGACGGAUGGAUCGCAUGCAGAGAGCAAGUGCCGGGUCUGCUGGCCUCGGGCUUCAGUGAGAGGAGGCAGCUUCUGACAGCACUAUUCCGUUUCCCCAGCUCUGCUCACGUCAGGAAUCUAAAAUUUAAGACCUUAUUAGGCAAGCAGUUCAGGUAAACUCCAACGGAAGUGGAUGAGUUAACUGUUUCUCAGGCGUAGAAGCACCACUGGUCUUUGAUUCUGAUUUCAGGCAGCUGCUGGGUGACUGGCUGAAACCUGAAAGGAUGAGAAAGAGGAGAUUAAGCCCAACAGACUUUUAAUUUCAGCUUGCUGUUGGGUCAGUAGCACCUGUUUCGAAAUUCUUUUUAAAAAGUAAAGGGAAUUGGGUCCAUCUCAUUACAAUGUGGAAACAUAUUGGCCAAGAUGAAACUAGGUGUGUUGGCACACUUGCUGAUGGUGAAUUCUAAUCCGCUCCAUUUGCCAGAGCCAGGUGCAUUAAGGGAAUAUCAAUGAGGCUUUUCUGAAACCUUUCUUAUCAUCCUUCUUUCAUUCAUUUAUUCAUUAUUGAGCUUAAGAAAGAGGCCAGAGAAUAGAUUUUCCCCACAAGUGUGUCAUUACUUGCAUGAGAAGCCUGGUUCAUGGGCAAGAGGCUUGCAGCUUUUCAAAGGUACUGGGAGUUGCUGAGACAAGCGGUGUUGGCACUUCAGGCCACAUUGGGGUGCAAACAAACACACACCCACACCACACCAGGGCCCUCACUGCCGACAGGCUACUGUCCUCUGUGAACCAUGAAAGUGAGGCCACAGCUACCUGGAAUCAUGAGCCUCUCCUUCCCUCCCAGGACAGAUCUGCUAGCUCAGGGACUGGGGCUAAAUUUCAGUUCAGAUAAUUAUUCAAGCCCAAGUUCCUUCAGGUCUGAAAUAGCACAAUAAAUUAAAGCAGAGGAGUGUUUGUUUUUGAAGAAAAGUGACCCUUGAGUUUUCUGUCCUUUAAUGGCAUGACAUGCUUUUUGAGCAAGGAGGGCUGUCUCUCAGGUGGCUUGUGUCCCUGGGAAUUUUCUUUGUUCCAUUUUAAAAAGGGAGGCACUAAUAUUGUCAGUGCGUGAGAAAACAAUCCCAUUUCUCCAUGCUGCAUUUCAGGUAUCUUGUGCUAAAUUUGAACAAAGAAAACAAGUGUUUGUUGUAUCAUGGAAUGAUCUUAGUAAGUCUGUAACUUCUGGGUAACUAACCUGGCUUGUGCCUUGUUUGCUCUACUAACCCUGGACACUUAAAAUGCUUUUUAUCUUGGGAUUUUGGCACACUAUAUAAAGCAGUUUGAGUCUCCCCAAUGGCACAGCUGUGAGUUAUUGAGGCACAAUUCCAUAAAGGGAUUUGUGUCAGGAUGCUUGGGUGCGGCCCCCAAGUGAGGCCAGCAAAGGAUUGAAGACUUGUGAUUUGAUUUUCUGAUUUAAAUGAAUAGAAGGCUAAACCUUUUCUAGAUACUCUUGCCCUGAAAAUUUACGAGCUAGAGACCAGAACACUUCCCCCCCUCCCUGCCAUCAAAAGGAAUGGAACCAUGGAAACUUUGAGACUUGCAUGUUAAGAGAGUAAAACUGACAACUUGUCCUGAUACCAUUAGGAUGAAACGGACUAAACACAUUACUUACCACAGGGAAGUACGUUGCUUCUGGAGAAUGUUCCAGGGAGCAUGCUAUCUAGUGCUGGUCCGCAAAAUAAAUGAAGUGUUGAACUUUUACCUGUAAGCUAUUGAUGCUCUAAUAACAACAAUUUUAUCCCUGACUUCCAUCGUACUGCAGAUACGUGAUAAUGCUGGGAAAUAGAAUCAGGUAAGGAAACUGCUGUUUUUCCCUCAAAGAAAACAAUGAGCACAUUCACCAUAACAACUUUAAGCUCAAAUGUGUCCUUUUGAUGAGGGACUCUAAUAAGUAGAAGUAUUUUUAUUUUGGGCAUAGUUUUGUAAGUGCUUUCCCCUUGACAGCAUGCAAUAAGAAUUGAGGGGGAGCCUGUGAACGUGCAGUUGGGGCCCACCCUGAGAACUGAGCACUUUACGUCUGCGAAUCCGCCACCUUAACAAGCACCCCAGGUAUUUCCAAUGUGACCAUAAUUUAUUACACCCUAAUUAUAAGACGCUGCUCAAACAUUCUUUUCCACACAGUUUGGGUGGUGUAGGGAGGGCUAUAACAAAACAAAAACAUUACAGUUAGCAUAAGGAACUAUAUAAUAUAGUCUUUGUGUGGCAUCUGCCCAUGUUCAGUGGCAUCUCUGGAUCUUCUGGAGUCAUUUCUAGAAGGCCAGAGACUGUGGCUGCCACGGAUCCCCGGGGGUCAGGGGAGGGGUGGCUCAGUACAUGAAUGAAUGUGAUUGAGCAGACAGACAACUCUUGGAAUAUUUUCCUAAACUAAUCUUUUCCAUCCCCACUUCCUCAUGAAGCAGCACUCUCACUGCCCAGGAAGAAGGCCGUGACCUGUUGCUUUGGAUUUGAAAUAAAGACUGUUUUCUGUUUUCUUUUUUACUGAAAGCACAAUUCUUUUUAAGCCCUGGACCUCAGCCAGAGACUGUUUAAUUCUACUUUCUGCCACAAGGAAAUU
This is a messenger RNA of Talpa occidentalis (Iberian mole), 8091 nucleotides long. RefSeq names its product KN motif and ankyrin repeat domains 1 (gene KANK1). Gene Ontology annotation, biological process: negative regulation of actin filament polymerization. The transcript has 14 exons. Lineage: Eukaryota; Metazoa; Chordata; Mammalia; Eulipotyphla; Talpidae. Gene Ontology annotation, cellular component: cytoskeleton; cytoplasm. Gene Ontology annotation, molecular function: protein binding. Bases 410 to 4471 code for a protein of 1353 amino acids. The record is from RefSeq and is a predicted model, not a curated record.